Messenger RNA from Ostrinia nubilalis (European corn borer), 404 nucleotides. It is a transcript of the gene Uqcr11, whose product is annotated as cytochrome b-c1 complex subunit 10-like. Gene Ontology annotation, cellular component: mitochondrial inner membrane. Lineage: Eukaryota; Metazoa; Arthropoda; Insecta; Lepidoptera; Crambidae. The record is from RefSeq and is a predicted model, not a curated record. The coding region runs from base 116 to 292 and encodes 58 amino acids. The transcript has a single exon. Gene Ontology annotation, biological process: mitochondrial electron transport, ubiquinol to cytochrome c.
UUUUUGACAUUAAUGACAGAUUCUGUUAGCAAGCGAGUCAACUUGGUGCUGCAGAUUUACGUAACAGGCAAAUAUUGCACAUACAUCGCAAUUCCUGUAAGUUUUACACUUCAAAAUGUUGAGAGGCAUUGGUAAAAAGCAUAUGGAGAUGGCUGCUUCAUUCAUGACAUCUGCUGGAGGGUUUGGAGGAGCGGCGUUCGUCACACUCCUGUACUUUACUGACUGGAAAGUGUUCGUGGCCAACAUCCCCUUCUACAAUGGCAAGUUCAAAGGACUCGAAGAAGAAAAGUGAACUAAACUACCUAGGCUUUUUAAUUUAUGAGCUCUGUAAAUUAUAAUUUACCUACAUUAGCUGUAAGUAAUAUGAUAGUGAUCAGUUUCAACGUAAUAAAUAUUUGAACACA